AUGGAAAAGUACGACAUCGUCAUCAUCGGCGCCGGCCCCGUCGGCCUGAUGCUGUCCUGCCAACUGCAGCGCUGGGGCUACAAGAUCAAGCACAUCGACAACCGUCCCGAGCCCACCCCUACUGGCCGCGCCGACGGCAUCCAGCCCCGCUCGCUUGACUUGCUGCGGAACAUGGGCCUGAAGCGGAAGAUCAUGGCCCACGACCCUGCCAAGGUCUACGAGGUCGCCUUCUGGGACCCCUGCAACUCCGGCAUCCACCGCACCGGUACCUGGGCCAGCUGUCCCAAGUUCAUCGACGCCCGCUACCCCUUCACCACCCUGCUGCACCAGGGCCUGAUUGAGCGCGUCUUCAUCGACGACAUCGAGAAGAACGGCGGCACCAUCCAAAGACCCUGGACCAUUACCGGCUUCCAGAACGACGCCAAGGAUGCCGACUAUCCCGUCGAGGUCAGCAUUGCCCACGUCAACGGCCAAGAGAAGGAGACUGUCCGCGCAAAGUAUCUCUUCAGCGGCGAGGGUGCAAGAAGCUUUGUCCGGAACCAGCUGGGCGUGCAAAUCAGACACAAGGACCCCAUCGCUCACGUGUGGGGCGUCAUGGACGGUGUUGUUCAGACCGAUUUCCCUGAUAUCAAGAUGAAAUGCACCAUCCACUCCGACCACGGAUCCAUCAUGGUCAUCCCCCGUGAAGACAACAUGGUCCGCCUGUACAUCCAGAUUGCCUCUUCGACAGACCCCGACUGGAACCCUCGGAAGACGGCUACUGAAGAGGAGGUCCAGAACCAUGCCAAAGCCAUCCUUGCUCCUUACUACAUCAAGUGGGAUCGCGUCGAAUGGUACUCUGUCUACCCCAUCGGCCAGGGCCUGGCUGAUAAAUACACGCUCGACGAGCGUGUCUUCAUGGGCGGCGAUUGCUGCCACACGCACAGCCCCAAGGCUGGCCAGGGAAUGAACACCGCCUUCCUCGACGCUGCCAACCUGGCUUGGAAGAUCCACCAUGUCGAAUCCGGCCUGGCAAAACGCGACAUUCUCAAGACGUACGAGUCGGAACGUCGCCUCAUCGCCGACAACCUCCUCAACUUCGACGCCAAGUACGCCAAACUUUUCUCCGAGCGCCUGCCCUCGGCCGGAGAGGUCGGCGCCGCCAAUCAGCAUGCCAAAGACCAGCCAGUCGAAGAGAACAAUUUCAUCAAGACGUUCAAGGAGAGCUGCGAGUUCACCUCUGGCUACGGCGUGGCCUACAAUCCCAACAUCUUCAACUGGUCCGCUGAGCACCCUACCUCGUCGCGUUCGUCCCUCUUCCUCGAUCAUGCCGCCGGCACCACCAAGCUCCGCACUGGCCGCAUUCUCACGCCCGCCACCGUCACUCGCGUUGUCGACGCCAACGUCGUGCAUCUGGAGCAGGAGAUUCCGCUAAACGGUGCCUACCGUAUCUACGUCUUCGGCGGCGCUCCGCAACGCACGCACCAGGCUCUUGCCGACUUCAACACUGCCCUGCGCCGCAAGGGCAGCUUCCUCUCGGCCUACGCCGUCCCGGACGAGAAGGCCGUGUCGUACCACGAGCGCUACAACCCUCACAGCCCUUUCUUCACCUUCGCCACCGUCUUCGCCGCCAAGCGUACCCAGAUCGAGAUUCUGGAGGACCUGCCCGAAAUUCUGGCUCGCUACCGCGAUCUCGUCUAUGCCGACGAUGUGUGGGACCAGCGCGUGCCCGACGCGAGCGCCGCUGCCCACGCGAAGAUGGGCUUGAGCGAGGAGACGGGCGGCGUUGUCGUCGUGAGGCCAGAUGGAUACGUUGGCUGCGUUGUCAAGCUCGUCGAAGGUAGCGGCACCGUGGAUGCACUGAAUGAGUACUUUUCGACAUUCUUGACAAAAAGCUUAGGCGGCGAGAGGGCGCAGUUGUAG
This is a messenger RNA of Lasiodiplodia theobromae, 1902 nucleotides long. Its product is annotated as Phenol 2-monooxygenase. The transcript has 2 exons. NCBI's taxonomy places the organism in Eukaryota, Fungi, Ascomycota, Dothideomycetes, Botryosphaeriales, Botryosphaeriaceae. Gene Ontology annotation, molecular function: FAD binding. Bases 1 to 1902 code for a protein of 633 amino acids. The record is from RefSeq and is a predicted model, not a curated record.